ACUGUCUUCUGUUAGGCUAACUGGAGUCCCCCAACUUCGGCCAUCAUCAUCUCGGCGAGUUACUUGGAAUUUGGAGUACAAAAACCCAAACCCAUGGCCAUGGGAGCUCUUUCUCUUGUCCCUCUGUUCCUUGCAACUUCUUUACGUUCCCACCAUUUUCCUUCAAUUUCAACACAGACUCUUCUCGCGAACUUCGUUGCUACGUCACAAGUCGUUUCCUUGACUCCCAGAUGUACAAAAUUCCGCAGGAAAAAUGUCGUUUUUGGGAAGCAAUCAAACAACGCGAACGAGUCUCAGUUUUUAGACGAAAAUGGCGUCGUCGAUGAUAUGGAUGGAUAUUUAAAUUAUCUCUCUCUCGAAUAUGACUCCGUUUGGGAUACGAAACCUUCAUGGUGUCAACCAUGGACGAUAACACUGACAGGACUAUUACUGACUGCCUCUAGCUGGUUUGUUAUAAAGUCGAUAGCAGUGACUGCAGUAAUACUGUCCGUAAUAAUCUUAUGGUGGUACAUCUUUCUUUACUCAUAUCCGAAGGCUUAUUCUGAAAUGAUUGCGGAGCGAAGAAAAAAGGUUACAGAUGGAGACGAAGACACAUUUGGUGUGAGAAAGACUCAGUGAUUAAUGUAGAGAAUAGAUGUAUUUACCACCUGCUUCUCUCCUACUUUGUGCAUGCUUUUAUUUUUUCUCUUUUUGUAACUUUUCAGGGUUUUGGUAACUCUGUUUCAUCUAAAGGAGAAUAAGAAAGAAACAGGAAUAUUUUUCAUAA
This is a messenger RNA of Momordica charantia (bitter melon), 766 nucleotides long. Its product is annotated as spindle pole body-associated protein. Lineage: Eukaryota; Viridiplantae; Streptophyta; Magnoliopsida; Cucurbitales; Cucurbitaceae. The record is from RefSeq and is a predicted model, not a curated record. Gene Ontology annotation, cellular component: chloroplast.